Molecule: messenger RNA, 1525 nt
Organism: Camelina sativa (false flax)
Lineage: Eukaryota; Viridiplantae; Streptophyta; Magnoliopsida; Brassicales; Brassicaceae
Biological process (GO): protein ubiquitination
Cellular component (GO): CCR4-NOT complex
Molecular function (GO): ubiquitin-protein transferase activity
Source: RefSeq, a predicted model, not a curated record
CUCUUCUUACAGACACAACCAACAAAGAAAUAAAAAAAUCGCACGUUUCUUCUCUCUCUCGCGAACAAAUCUGAAUUUAGGGUUUUUGAGAAAUCUUCAUUUUGUGAUUUUUCGUAAAUUCUUGUUUAUUGGAUUUUGUUGUGGUUUCGGAAAUCCAAAUCAUCUGUGAAAAUCACCAUGAUUUCUGAUUCGAUCACCAACGCUUCUGCUACUGCAGCUCCUAGCGCCAGGGAUUUCGGAAAAAAGAAAAGGACGAACAGGUCGGCGAAAUUGAAACAGAGCAAGCUAGGUCUUCGUCGUGAGCAAUGGCUUUCUCAAGUUGCGAUGAUUAAUAACAAAGGGGAUAAGGAGGAAACAGAUUCCAAUCGAAGAAUUAGGAGUGAGAAGCCUGUUCAGAGAGAUCGACCGGUUGAGAAUUUUGAUGUGCAGGGUAGAGAUAGAGAAGAAGAGAAUCAUAACAGUGGAACACAGCAUCGUCAUGAGAGCUUUAUUGAGUCGCUUUCUAAUAGCCCUAACAGUAUCCUGAGUGGCAUGAAUUCGAUUCCUAAUUUUAGCAGCAGUAGCAGCAGUGGAAGUGGUGGCUCUUGCUCUGGUAAUAUAACAGAAGAAGAGGAUGAUGCUGAUGAUUGUUUGGAUGAUUGGGAGGCUAUUGCUGACGCUUUAGCAGCUGAUGAUGAGAAGAAGCAUGAGAAAGAGAAUCAUCUUGAGUCUUGUGAAGAGGGUGAGAGUAUCAUCAAGAAAUCAGCUUUGCCGAGGGAUGGAUCUGAUGUGGCUGUAAGGGAUGCAAAAGAGAACCCGGAUUGUUCGAGAACAAUGUCGAGGAAGCAAAAGAGUAACCAGGCGUGGAGGCCAGACGAUAAGCUACGUCCUCAGGGUCUGCCUAAUCUGGAAAAGCAGCGUAGUUUUCCUGUUAUGAAUUUGCAUUUUAGUUCUGUGACAGUGCCAUCUUCUUGUCCCAUUUGUUACGAAGAUCUGGACUUGACAGAUUCAAACUUCUUACCAUGUCCUUGUGGGUUCCGGCUUUGCCUUUUCUGCCACAAGACGAUUUGCGAUGGAGAUGGGCGUUGUCCUGGUUGCAGAAAGCCAUAUGAAAGGAACACUAUCAAGGUUGAGGCUAGUGUUCAAGGUGGUGGUCUGACUAUUCGGCUUGCUCGUUCGUCUAGCAUGUUUUGCAGGUCAUGAAGAAAAGGAUGUGGCGUUUUCUCGGCACGUGUCUGUUUGUUUUUCUCUCUUCUUCUUAUUUUCCUCGCAUGUUACUACGUUUUUCACCUGUCUUAAAAACUCUUUAGAUAUGGGUAUAGGAUUUGUCUUUUGGCAACUGAGAACUAUGUUCUAUGUUCUUCUAUGUCAAUGACUCUUCUUCGUCUAAAACAUGUGGUGGUGGUUAUGUAGAGUUGUGUGUGAGUACAUAAGGUGGGACACGGAUUUUAAAUACAUAAAGUUGCAAUAAGUCUCUUUCUCAUUGCCUCCGAGAAACCUUGCUUAUCUGUAAUAUUCUAAAGGUAUCAUUUUAUACCUUCUGUUA